AUGUAUUCUCUGGCCGUACAAGCGGGGUUUGCCCUCUUUCUUCUUCACUACUGUCUCAACAUCAUACACUCACUAUACUUUCAUCCUUUACGACGUAUUCCCGGGCCUAGAUUAUGGAUUAUCUUUCCAGUUCUACGACACAUCUCCGCAGUUCGGGGCAGGUUGGAUCUCGACAUUCCCCGCUUCCAUGCUGUGUAUGGCCCUGCAGUGCGCUUCGGGCGUGACGAAGUCUCUUUCAUCACUCCAGAAGCCUGGAACGAUAUAUAUGGACAUGGGCACCGUCAGUUGCCCAAAGUGUUGAUCUCGGCCAGCAACCCAAUGGACAUAGUCAGCUCCAAUGACGCCGAUCAUACUCGGUUUCGCAAAUCUUUAUCUCACGCCUUUUCCGCUAGAGGGCUGCAAGCUCAGGAGCCUUUUAUUAAUACCUACGUUGACAAGCUUAUUGCCCAGUUGAAAGAGGUUGCCAAGUCUCAAUUGCCAGCGGACAUGGCCAAGUGGUUCAACUUGAUUACGUUUGACAUUAUCGGGGAUCUCGCCUUUGGGGAGCCCUUUUAUGGUCUCGAAAGCACACAGUAUCACCAUUGGGUGGCGACAAUCUUCGAGUCAGUCAAACUCUUCCCGUUUGUCAAAAUGAAAGACACCUACCCGACAGUCUUCAACUUGGUAUCCCUCUUCGUUCCCAAAAGACUCCUGGAGGCACAGAAAGAGCAGAUUGCACACGCUAGGGAAGCAGUAAAGAAAAGGCUCCAUAACUCAUCUGCAUAUAACCGCGGUGACUUCAUGGACUCCAUGUCCCGUAACCGCGGCAAAGAUGACGGCUUGACCGAGGAAGAGAUGGUGGCUAAUGCAAAUAUCCUCAUCAUUGCCGGCAGCGAGACAACCGCCACUCUACUCGCUGGCACGAUUUACUUCCUACUGCGGAACCCUGAUACCCUCGCAAAAGUAGUAACCGAGGUGCGCACCACGAUGAAGACUGAGACUGAUAUCACUUGCAACUCUGCGGGUGCCAAACUUCCCUACAUGUUAGCCUGUAUCCAAGAGUCCUUCCGACUGUACCCUCCGGUCCCGACAGGGCUGCAACGCAUGACUCUCGACUCCAUGACUAUCGCUGGUUAUGACGUUCCAUCUGGCACAAAAGUGUCCGUCCACCCAAUGGGCGCAUCCUGGUCAUCCCUUAACUUCUACGCACCUGACCGCUUCCUCCCUGAGCGAUGGUUGCCGGAAGUGAAAUCCGACCCAACCUCGCCCUUCUUUUGCGAUAAACGUGAGGUCGUCCAGCCAUUUUCUGUAGGGCCGCGCAACUGUAUCGGGAGGAAUCUGGCAUUUGCUGAAAUGCGGCUUAUCCUUGCUCGUCUGUUGUGGAACUUUGACCUGGAGCUUUGCGAAGAGAGUUUGUCUUGGGUGGACCAGAGAGCUUACACCAUCUGGGAGAAACCUCCCUUGAUGUGUAGGUUGUUUUUAAGGGGGGCAUCUACCUAA
Messenger RNA from Aspergillus lentulus, 1479 nucleotides. Lineage: Eukaryota; Fungi; Ascomycota; Eurotiomycetes; Eurotiales; Aspergillaceae. The record is from RefSeq and is a predicted model, not a curated record.